AUGGGUAUCUCACGCGACUCUCGUCACAAGCGCUCGGCUACCGGCGCGAAGAGGGCCACCUACCGCAAGAAGAGGGCGUUCGAGAAGGGUCGCCAGCCCUCCAACACCCGUAUCGGAACCAAGAGAAUCCACCUGGUCCGCACCCGUGGUGGUAACCAGAAGUUCCGUGCCCUUCGUCUCGAAUCCGGCAACUUCUCGUGGGGUUCUGAGGGUAUCUCCCGCAAGACCCGUGUCAUCGUUGUUGCCUACCACCCCUCCAACAACGAGCUCGUCCGCACCAACACCCUGACCAAGUCGGCCGUCGUUCAGAUCGAUGCUGCUCCUUUCCGUCAAUGGUACGAGGCUCACUACGGCCAGCCCAUCGGCCGUCGUCGCCAGCAGAAGACCGAGACCACCGAGGAGAAGAAGUCCAACAGCGUUGUGAAGAAGCAGGCUGCUCGCUUUGCUGAGCAGGGCAAGGUCGAGUCUGCUGUUGAGCGUCAGUUCGAGUCCGGUCGUCUGUACGCUGUUGUGUCGUCCCGCCCCGGCCAGAGCGGCCGCGUGGACGGAUACAUCCUGGAGGGUGAGGAGCUGGCUUUCUACCAGCGUGCUAUCCGCAAGUAA
Aspergillus luchuensis is the source of this 603-nucleotide messenger RNA. Its product is annotated as 40S ribosomal protein eS8. The record is from RefSeq and is a predicted model, not a curated record. Gene Ontology annotation, biological process: maturation of SSU-rRNA from tricistronic rRNA transcript (SSU-rRNA, 5.8S rRNA, LSU-rRNA); translation. The transcript has 2 exons. The coding region runs from base 1 to 603 and encodes 200 amino acids. NCBI's taxonomy places the organism in Eukaryota, Fungi, Ascomycota, Eurotiomycetes, Eurotiales, Aspergillaceae. Gene Ontology annotation, molecular function: structural constituent of ribosome. Gene Ontology annotation, cellular component: ribosome; cytosolic small ribosomal subunit.